Rhodotorula toruloides NP11 is the source of this 1344-nucleotide messenger RNA. Its product is annotated as aquaporin rerated protein. Lineage: Eukaryota; Fungi; Basidiomycota; Microbotryomycetes; Sporidiobolales; Sporidiobolaceae. The record is from RefSeq and is a predicted model, not a curated record. Gene Ontology annotation, cellular component: plasma membrane. Gene Ontology annotation, biological process: transmembrane transport. The coding region runs from base 1 to 1344 and encodes 447 amino acids. Gene Ontology annotation, molecular function: water channel activity. The transcript is spliced from 11 exons.
AUGUCAACGGCGACACCGACGACAAGGGUUACUUCGCCUCCGUUGCAGGACCCGGUCGAACGCGCUUCCAUGCAUUCUCUGCUCAACUUCAAGAUCCGCAAGCCCAGCUACGGUCCUCGCCAUCUCGCACUGAAGAACCACGCCGUGGCUGCGAUUGGCGAGUUCGUCGGGACUUGUCUCUUCUUGAUCUUCGUGUUCGGAGGUACAAACGUCGCAAACAUGGCUGUGUCGGACGUGAACAGCACGGCCAACUCGAACCAGACAGGCUCGACUGCAGCUUUGCCGAACACUUCGAACCUCCUGUACAUCGCCUUCUCCUUCGGCAUCUCCUUAACGGUCGUCGCAUGGUGUUUCUACCGAGUCUCCGGCGGCCUGUUCAACCCCGCCAUCACGCUCGGCAUGUUCCUCGUCGGCGCAAUGUCACCCGUUCGAGCCGUCAUCCUCGCCUUCUCGCAGAUCCUCGGCGGCAUCACAGGCGCGGCCAUCACUGAAGCUCUCUUACCAGGCAACCUGAUGGUUCGCACGACGCUCAAGACGGGCAUAUCUGUCGUCCGAGGAUUGUUCAUCGAGAUGUUCAUGACGGCGCUCCUCAUGCUCGCAAGUGCGUUGCUUUCUAGCAACUCGAAAAGACACGAGUCACUUACCAUCCUCCUCGCAGUUCUCCUCCUCGCUACGGAGAAGCACAGCGGAACGUUCUUGGCGCCUCUGCCAAUCGGUCUUGCGCUUUUCUGCUCGGAACUGGUCUCGGUCUACUACACCGGCGGUUCUCUCAAUCCGGCUCGCACUUUCGGUCCAUGCGUCGUCCAGCACAAGUUCGAGUCCUACCACUGGCUCUACUGGGUCGGACCUGCACUCGGCGCCCUCGUCGCAAGCGGCUUCUACCACUUGAUUAAAUACCUCGAGUACGAGACGGUGCUUUCGGAGGACGACGAAGACGAGGAAGAUGAGGAGGAGCAGGUCGCGUCACCUCAGCAGGCCGACGCGCCUGUCUUGCAGAUCGCUACCGACGCCGCGGGCGCACCGGUCGUUCAGGCUGUCACCCAGAUGGCGGCUGGCGGGAAGGUGAAGGGACAUCAGCGCUACGUUAUCGAAGGAACCGGUCUUGCCGCUGCACUCCUGCAGCGCAUGGCAACAGAGCAGCACCAGCAGCAUCGGACGGGCCCUCACAAUCGCGGUCGGCAGACGCCUUUCACGAACCCAGCUUACGACCAACGCUUUGAGCGCCUCGAAGGCAUAAUGAGCAAGCUACUCGACGCAGUCGAGCAGGGUCGUGCGGGCGGAAGCAGUGCGAGCGUUGCGACUACGGCUGCCGAGCACUCGCUCUCCGCCGAGGAGAAGGUGUAG